UGGCGGCAACAAAUGCAACUAAAAUUGUGAAACGUCAACAUGAUCGUGAUGGAAUCUGCUAAUCAAAUUUUGUGAUUUUUCCAAUUAUCCUGGAUUUUAAACAAUGUUUCAAGUGAAUAUGUAGUGCGCCUGCAAGUGCUUUCAUUUAUGGACUAACCGGACCACAGUUAUCUUUAUGUUGGACUGUUAGAAUUAGUAAAAAUUGCACAAUGUCGCUCCCAGGCAAUGGAAUUUUCGUGGUGCAGGGCGAGAUGGCUAUGCUCGUCACAGCCAUGCGACGGAGCACCCGGUGGGGCUCCCACUCGUUCCCCAACGAGGAGUACGACGUCCUCAUGCGGACCUUCCAGGACCUCAAGACUAUUUUGAACCAAGUAGACGACUUGAGGUUGUUGGACCCUGCCACUUACCUAAGUCCUUUUCUAGAAGUUAUUAGAAGCAAAGAGACCACCGGGCCCGUCACCAGCCUCGCCCUGUCGGCUAUACACAAGUUCUUGUCUUAUGGACUCAUUGAUCCAACCCACCCGAGUGUGCCUGCUACUGUGGAGGACAUUGCUGAUGCCGUCACUCACGCCCGGUUCGUUGGCACCGACCACUCCUCAGAUGGAGUUGUCCUUAUGAAAAUAUUACAGGUCCUCCGCACACUGAUGCUGAGUCCCGAGGGCACCAUGCUGACGGACGAGAGUGUGUGCGAGAUCAUGCUCAGCUGCUUCCGCAUCUGUUUUGAAACUAGACUUACAGAGCUACUCCGUCGCAACGCGGAGCAGUGCCUGCGCGACAUGACGCAGCUGGUGUUCAUGCGGCUGCCGCAGUUCUCAGCCGCCGCCGCGCCCGCGCCCUGCGCCGCCAUGGGCCUGUCGCUCAAGAAGCGGGAGAAGGGCAAGAAGAAGGGGGUGCAGAAUUCGUUAGAGAGGAAGUCUCCAGUGAUGGAGCAGACCAGCGCCACCUCCGUGGAGUCUGAUGAAGUCGACGCCAAGUCUAAUGAGAAUCUACUCAGAAACAAUAACCAAGACAAGAACCUGUGCAACGAGGCGGAGAUCACGAUAGAGCCGUCCCGCUCGCACGCACGCGCCUCGUCCAUGGACCUGAGCAGUCGCGCGCCGCUCACGCAGCUCGUCGAGAAGUGCGUCUCCGGGGAACAAGGCGCAGACCAAAACCUAGACGAAUACAAAGAAAAAGAAGACCCCAACGCAGAAACGGAAAAGCAGGACCCAGAAAAACCGGAGCAAAAUGACGAAAACACAGAAUUAACCGCUAAAGAAACCACAGAAGAAGAAGUUAAGAGUGACACAGAAGAUGGGUGCAAGAUGAGUAAGAGCAGGACGGAAGAUAGUGAGAAGUUGGACGAGGUGUACGUUAAUAACAGAGGCAUAAGGUUCACUCCGCAAGACGAAGCUAAUUUACAGCCGUAUGGACUGACUUGCGUUCGCGAGUUAUUUAGGUUCCUAAUAUCCCUGUGCAACCCGCUGGACACCCAGAACACGUCAGCCAUGGUGCACCUCGGGCUCUGCCUCGUGGGCACCGCCCUGGAGGUGGGCGCGGACCAGCUGGCCAGGCACCCCGCGCUCCUCGCGCUCGCCAGGGAUCCUCUCUGCAGGAGCCUCACUAGUCUACUCAGCACAGAAAGAAUAUCCAUAUUCGCUCUGGACCUGCAAGUGGCUUUCCUUCUCUUCGAAUCACUACGCUACCACCUGAAGUUCCAACUAGAAGCUUUCCUCAAGAAAAUUGUCGAAAUCGUCUCAUCCGACACAACCAAAGCUGUCUACGAACUCAAAGAAAUACAACACCUAGCCCUAGAGUUCCUAGCCCAGCUGCUUAGGAUACCUGGCAUAUGCACUGAGGUGUUUUUGAACUAUGACUGUGAUGUUUAUUGCAUGAAUAUGUUUGAAGAGUUGACCAAACUGUUGAGUAAGAAUGUGGUUUCUUCGACUGCGUAUAAUAUUCAUUCGUUGUCUUUGGAGGUUUUGAUGACUGUGAUUGAGGCUAUUGAAGUUGGCAGCAGUCAGCCUAAGGAAGAUAAAGCAGACAUAGAGCGCCCCCUAUCCCCCGGCCCUCGCUUCGGGCGCGGCGGGCAGAUAUCCCUGGAGCUGGGCGGCCUCGAGGACCCCGCCCAGCCGCAGACGCACCACAUCAGCCAGUACACGGGGCGGGCGGCCAGUGAACAACAUCUGCCUACGUUGGAGGAGAUUGAGAAGAUUGUGCAUACUAAAAAGUGGGUGACCCAAGGCACAGAACUCUUCAACCAGAAGCCCGAGAAGGGCAUAGAGUUCCUGCAGCAGCACGGGGUUCUGGCCACACCGCUCGACCCCGCCGAGGUCGCAGUGUUUUUGAAGGAGAACUCCGAUCUGGAUAAGAAGAUGAUUGGUGACUACAUCUGCAAGCGGUCUAACAUCAACUCAGAAGAGGGCGGGUCGAGCGUGCUGGGCGCCUUCGCGUCGAGCUUCGACUUCUCCGGACUGCGUAUUGACCAGGCGCUCCGUCUGUACCUGGAGUCGUUCCGGCUGCCGGGCGAGGCGCCGCUCAUCUUCCUCGUCAUGGAGAGGUUUGCGGAGCACUGGCAUUCAACCAACGGGGAGCCGUUCGCUAACACGGACGCGGCGUUCCGGCUCGCGUACGCCACCAUCAUGCUCAACAUGGACCAGCACAACCACAGCGCCAAGAAACUUAAUGUGCCCAUGAAUGUUGAAGACUUCGUGAAGAACCUGCGCGGCUGUAAUGGUUCAGGAGACUUCCCGCAGCCGAUGCUCGAGGCCAUCUUCCACUCUAUCAAAAACGAAGAGAUGGUAAUGCCAGCCGAGCGAGUGGGCCCGGUGCGCGACGCGUACCUGUGGCGGGUGCUGCAGCGCCGCGGUGACACGGCCGCCGGCCGGUACCUGGCCGUGUCGCCCGCCAACCAGUACCACGCCACGCUGUUUGCCAUAGUGGGGCCGCCUACUGUGACAGCCCUAUCAGCGGCCUUCGAGCGCGCCCCCGCGCCAACCCAAGAAGAAAUCUCCUCCAGUCAACCUACGAACCUGGCCAUAAUCUCCCUAGCCGGGCUACAGAGGGUGGCUGGGUUAGCGGCGAGGCUGCCCAGUGAACAUGGUCUCACUGUGGACACUCUACUGAUCACUCUGUGCAAGUUUACCCAGCUGACUGGACCGGUUUCCAGCCCUAUUGCUAUUGGAGUGACGCUCGGCCAAUCAACGAAGGCGCAGAUGGCGCUAACCCGCGCAUGCGCAGUCGCGGCCAAACACGGCGACCUGGCGCGCGCCGCGUGGACACAGCUCGCCUGCCUCGCGCGGCAGCUGCACGCCGCUUCGCUGCUGCCGCAGUGUCUGGUGACGGCGGAGGACUACCUGAGCGAGUCGGGUGUGGUGCCGCUGGUCCGGGAGCCGCGCGGCGCCGACGCAGGCCUUCUUUCAAGCAUCUACUCAUACAUUGCCCUGGGGGAGACUGGUAUCCGAGCCCCCACCCCGCACGAGAAGGCCCUAAUAGACGUGGCGCGCGAGUGCGUGGCGCGCUGCAACCUGCCGCCGCUGCUGGUGGAGGAGACCAAGUUCCUGCAUCUCCACAGCUUGCAGGAGCUAGUCCGCGCGCUAAUCUCGGCAGGGGCUCCCCCCGACCCCGACAGCCUUCAAAUGAACCCUCAGCUGGAAGACGCCACUAUAUUCUUCUUGGAGCUGCUGGGGAAGCUGUUGAUACAGAACCGAGACCGAGUCCUCUACGUCUGGGACGAGGCGGGCGCGCACUUCAGAAGCUGCGUGUUCUGGGCCUCUGCCCGAGCGUCCACCGACAGUUACGCCAUCUCGCGAGUGUUGACGGCACUUCUAAGAACUUCAGCUAGGUUGAUGCGCUCGGAACAUUGCGCCCCGAAAGUGCUAGCUAACUUGGAGAUGCUGUUUGAACUGCCGUACAAGCUGUUCUACCAGCAGAGCGAUAUUAUAUCGUGCGGCCUCUACGAGCUGGUGAAGACAUCAGCGCAGAACGUGCACAGCGCCGAGGAGUGGCAGACCGUGUUCUCUCUACUCGGGGCCUGCUGCGGCGCCUGGCCUAAUGGAAGUGCAGGUUCCGGCUUAUCCUCAUCGCGGUCCUCGGGCUCCUCGGACGAGGCGGCGCGGCCCACCAGCGCCUCGUCCGACCCCGACCUGGCGCCGGCGCAGGGCUGGUGCGUGAUAAACAACCCAUCGACCACAGACUUCGACCGCAUCAAGCUCAAGCCGUGCAAAGUGUCAGCCCUGGCUCGCACCUCGGAGAGUCUGUCUCUAGUAGUACGUGAUGUGGCCCACGUGACUCCGCACAAUCUACGAGCUGCCGUUAGGGCCCUGGCUACUGCUGCGGCCGCCGCUACAAACAAGAAGCCUCACCGGCGCGACCCCCGCCCGCGCUCCGGCUCGCGGCGCCCCGCGCUCCACGACUCAUCGGAUGAUGAGGGGGACCCCCUCGACCAGUACUACAUGGUCAGCAUACAGCUGCUGGACCUGAUGCACACGCUGCACAGCCGCACGGCGCAGAUCUUCCGCUGGUGGAAGGAGGAGGCCGACCAGGUGCAAGAAGACUUCGACCUGUGGGAGGUGGCGUGGUUGCCGCUGCUGCAAGGAAUGGCACAGUUCUGCACGGAUAGAAGGAAACAGGUGGCAAACACCGCGCUAGCCUACCUCCAGCGCGCUCUACUAGCGCCGGGCAUGGCGGGCGUGGGCGGCGCGGGCUGGGAGGCGAGCUUCCGGCUGCUGCUGUUCCCGCUGCUGCAGCGCCGCCGCCGCGCCAAGGCCAACACCACCAUGUGCAAGGUGUUCCUCCACCACCUAUCAGCGUUAACCCCUCGGCCGUCGUUCCCGGCGCUCUGGCUGGACAUAGUGCAGAUCCAGCGGUCGCUAGUGCUCGCGCCGAACGAGGCGUUAACUGAGGCGGCGGUGGAGUCGCUGAAGAACAUGAUACUGGUCAUGGACAGUGUUAAGGUGUUCAGCAACGCGGACGGAUACACUGACUUGUGGCACAUGACGUGGGAAAAGAUCAGCGAGUUCCUGCCCAACUUGAAGCAGGAACUGUUCCCCAACGUGAACGACAGCCCGAAGCCAUCCGCCCUGCCGAGUCACAUGCAGCCUCCACCCUCCUCCCUCCCGACGCUGGUCCCAGUCCGACCCACCAAUCCCAACAGUACGCCAACCCUUCUCCCAUCAUCCCCUACUAUCCUACCCGCCUCUCCCCCAACCAUAUCCCAGGGUUUGCAGCCAACAUUUCAACCAACAUUGGUCGCGCCUGUAGCUCGCUCGCCGGGCCAAUACACCAAUGUAGGUCAGAGUCAGCCCGUGACGUCAUCAGGGGCUGUUAGCGGGAUGGUGCCGAUAAGGAAUACGUUGUAUUCGCAAGGUUUAACGUCUUCUGUCUUGCUUCAGCCGCUGAAUGAGAUGAUAUCGACGCCGAUUGGGACUACGAUGACUACGCCGAUGCCUAUUUUAGUUCCGACUAAUCAGACCCAAGAGGCGCCCAAAGCAGAGCCUGUCAAACAAGAGCCUGCCAACGUAGAGCCCAACAUCGCAGAGCCAAAACCUGCAGAGCCAAAUACUAAACCAGCAGAACAUAAAAGUACAAUCUUAGACAUCAAUUUCGACGAUAAUCUAAUUCUACCAGAAAAGGAAGUUCAACAAAGCGAAAUAUACGCAGAGUAUCUAAACAACCCUUAUAAUGAUAAGGAGGAUUCGACCAAAGAGGCGCCUUACAGCGUAGAAGAAAAUAGGUUGAUAUCCAACAUAGUUCACGACCAAACAGUAUCCAACACUGGCAUGCUACGAAACCCCUUACUGGACCUAGAUAAGAAAUCCUACAGUGAGAAUUCCAGUCCUAUGCACACUGCAAAUAAGGCUCAGUUUGGUUCUAGCGACAAUAUCAAGCGGGAAGAAGGUAGUAUGUUUAAUUUCUCUAGUUAUUUCGGACUUACCUCCAUGCCGCCCGGAGCUGAAGUAUUUGACAAUCUGAUGACGUUAGAGGGAUAGCUUCAAGACUGUGACACGGGGACGUGGUUGUAGGAUUACGGGGUUUCAGCUAAAAUAACCCUUUGACUGUCUUAUACGAGUUGGUUGCGAGGGGUGCAAUCGUGUCUUGUACUUGGGGUAAUUAUUGAGUGAAGUGGCGUUAUGUGUAAAAGAAUGGCGUCUGAAAUUUUGAUCAAUAUUGUACGUUUCU
Molecule: messenger RNA, 6159 nt
Organism: Plutella xylostella (diamondback moth)
Lineage: Eukaryota; Metazoa; Arthropoda; Insecta; Lepidoptera; Plutellidae
Source: RefSeq, a predicted model, not a curated record